GGAGCCCCGCGGAGGCAGUGGGCCGGAGCGGCUGCGCGGAGCUGUCAGCAUGGCCGGUGGCCCUGAGCCCUACAUUGAAAUAUUUGAACAACCCAGGCAAAGGGGCAUGCGUUUCAGAUACAAAUGUGAGGGAAGAUCGGCAGGCAGCAUUCCAGGAGAACACAGUACUGAAAACAAUAAGACGUUCCCUUCCAUACAGAUUCUGAACUAUUUUGGAAAAGUCAAAAUAAGAACUACAUUGGUAACAAAGAAUGAACCCUACAAGCCACACCCUCAUGAUCUGGUUGGAAAAGACUGCAGAGAUGGCUACUACGAAGCAGAGUUUGGGCCAGAACGGCGAGUCCUGUCUUUUCAGAAUUUGGGCAUUCAGUGUGUGAAGAAGAAAGACCUGAAGGAAUCAAUUUCUUUAAGAAUCUCGAAGAAGAUUAACCCUUUCAAUGUGCCUGAAGAACAGCUGCACAACAUCGAUGAGUACGAUCUCAACGUCGUCCGCCUCUGCUUCCAAGCUUUCCUCCCCGACGAACACGGCAACUACACGUUAGCUCUUCCUCCUUUGAUUUCCAACCCGAUCUACGACAACAGAGCUCCCAACACAGCAGAAUUAAGAAUCUGUCGUGUGAACAAGAACUGUGGAAGUGUAAAAGGAGGAGACGAAAUAUUUCUGCUGUGUGACAAAGUUCAGAAAGAUGAUAUAGAAGUCAGAUUUGUCUUGGACAACUGGGAGGCCAAAGGUUCCUUCUCACAAGCCGACGUUCACCGUCAAGUUGCAAUCGUGUUCAGAACGCCACCGUUUCUCAAAGACAUCACCGAGCCCGUCACGGUGAAGAUGCAGCUGCGAAGACCUUCAGACCAGGAAGUCAGUGAACCUAUGGAUUUCAGAUACCUACCAGAUGAAAAGGAUCCGUAUGGCAACAAAGCGAAAAGGCAAAGAUCAACGUUGGCUUGGCAAAAGCUCAUCCAGGACUGCGGAUCAAAUGCGACAGAGAGGCCCAAAGUAGCUCCGUUUCCCGCUGUCGCUCCUGAAGGGAAGCUGAUUAAGAAAGAACCAAACAUGUUUUCAUCCACACUGAUGAUGCCAGGGUUAGGAACCCUGGCCAACACGAGUCAGAUCUACCCCGUCUGCAACCAGAUUCCCCAUCCGCCGGCGCAGGUGGGGCCAGGGAAGCAAGACGCGCUCUCUUCGUGCUGGCAGCAGAUGUACGGCCCCCCCUCUUCAGCCGGCAGCCUGCUCAAUGCGCACCCACAGAACAGCUUUGCGGCAGAUGUGCCUCAGCCUGCUGCUCAGGGCAGCAGCUCUCUCCCAGCUUUCCAUGACAACCCUCUGAACUGGCCUGACGAGAAGGAUUCGGGCUUCUACCGGAAUUUCAGCAGCACGAACGGGAUGGGAGCAGUGGCGGUGUCAACUGCAGACAUGCAGAGCGUUUCUAGUAACAGCAUCGUGCACCAGGCUCAUCCCGCCAGCGUCUCCACAGCCAGCAUCGUGAACAUGGAGACCGAUGACAUGAACUGCACUAGUAUCAACUUCGAAAAGUAUAACCCAGUGUUAAAUGCGAGCAGUCACAGGCAGCAGCUCCACCAGGUGCCUCCAGCGUGCCCGCCUGUAGCAGCCCCGGGCAGCACGCCUUUUAAUUCGCAGCCUAACUUAGCUGAUCCAGCAGCUUACAGUUUUAUAGACCAAGAAGUUUUAAGCGAAUCGAGACUAUCCACCAACUCGAUCCCAAACCAUCAGAAUAGCAUUGCAGAUAACCAGUACUAUGACACCGACGGUGUCCACACCGAUGACAUCUAUCAGUCUUUCCCGUUUGAUAACAUAUUACAAAGCUAUAACCAUUGAGCCAGCAGUGUGGGGCUGGAAGCGGGUACGCAGAGCUUUUCAGAUGGCUAGCUGUGUGAAGAGGCGUAACUUACCCUUCUGGAGUCCCUGCUUUCUCUUUCAGAAUGUGUUACUGUGCGAGCUUCAUAACUUAAGGUUAUCUAUUACAGCCCAAAGACUGGUGCCCAUAAAGAAGACAGGUGGGAGUAGGGUUUGGGGUUCUGUACCUUAAAAGUACCUUGUAUAUGUAUUUUUACGCUGUUGGAAAAGGAAACUGUUAACACUUAAAUCUUCCUUGCCUUUGGGGACUGUAAAAGCUGGCAUCUUCAGAAGGGUUAAAAUUUCAAAUACUUCACAGGGUUAAAAUUGUUUGAAAAAGAACCAGUUUUGCUGUGGAAAUUAAAUUUCAAUUUUGAUAGGACAGAAAUUAGGAAAAAAACCUGCAUGUGGGCACUCUAGUUCCGACUCACCUAAGGAUGUUAAAGGUCUACUCAACUUACUUGAAAGGUUUAGGUUUCUUACCCUCUUUCGUAUAAAAUAUUCUUCUCCUAAAACAAGACCAUGCAUUGAUUUUUCACAUUUUCACCACACUCCAUUUGCUUUGAAGGCAAAUUUACUCUAAAAUUUUUUUAAUGACUAUGUCAUUGUUAGAUAUAUUUUAAAAGACCGGAAGGUUUGAGUUUUUAAAUAGUCCAGCUCUGUUGUAAAUGAAUCGCUGCACAAAAGAAUGAACAGAAAGUAAGGACUUCUCUGCACUUCAUCCAAAGUGCGCUAUUUUAAGUGACAGACCCCUGUUGCUUUAGGAAUGGAGCACACUCUGUUAUUUCGCUGGAAUUUUGUGUGUGUGUGUCUGUGUCUGUGUGUGUGUGUGUGUAGCUGUCACGGGUAUGUUAUUUUGAACUGCAGAAAUACACUGAGCCGAAGCAUCUACCUAUUCUUUCCUCAGGUAUCCCGGCAGUUUCCUGCUAUGCAAGUGACUGCUUAAAAGAAGGCUCAGAUCCUGCCUCCCCACCGCCCCCUCACAAGAAAGCUUUGGGGCAAAGCCGGAGGCAGUCUCAGUGCAGCCUCAUCUAGAUGCACUCUCUUAACAACUUAAGGCCAUUUCAGUCAGUACUAAUUAAAAAACCCCCACUCCUCUAGACUCUGUAUCAGAAACCAGAACUUCCUUCCUUCCACUUGAUUCGCAGUCUUCACUCUCAGCCUGAGCUGCGAGCUGUUCAGUGACAACUCGCGUGGAUGUAACUGGCUAGGUAAGACACUCUACUCUGCAUUAUAGGGCU
Gymnogyps californianus (California condor) is the source of this 3093-nucleotide messenger RNA. RefSeq names its product REL proto-oncogene, NF-kB subunit (gene REL). NCBI's taxonomy places the organism in Eukaryota, Metazoa, Chordata, Aves, Accipitriformes, Cathartidae. Gene Ontology annotation, cellular component: cytoplasm. The transcript is spliced from 10 exons. Gene Ontology annotation, biological process: innate immune response; regulation of transcription by RNA polymerase II; canonical NF-kappaB signal transduction. Gene Ontology annotation, molecular function: DNA-binding transcription factor activity, RNA polymerase II-specific; RNA polymerase II cis-regulatory region sequence-specific DNA binding. The record is from RefSeq and is a predicted model, not a curated record. The coding region runs from base 50 to 1834 and encodes 594 amino acids.